Molecule: messenger RNA, 2454 nt
Organism: Lactuca sativa (garden lettuce)
Lineage: Eukaryota; Viridiplantae; Streptophyta; Magnoliopsida; Asterales; Asteraceae
Source: RefSeq, a predicted model, not a curated record
AUGGUGCUAUCAAUAUGGUGUUUUCGAGAAAAAUUUGUAACCGUGGAGGACUUAGGAAAAACAUACGAAGGUUAUGACAACUAUUUCACGUUGAAGAUACACUACAGUGGUGUCUUCACCAAAGCACCAGGAAGGAAAUACGUUGAUGGUGUUGUAGCAUAUGUAGAUUAUGUUGACAUUGAUUUAUUUUCAGUUCAUGAGCUUGACGACAUGGUUCGAGAACUAGGGUACAAAACUGAGCAAACCCUUUACUACCAUUUCUGUAUCCCUGAAUACCCUUUGGACUAUGGCUUAAUGCCUUUAGGUAAUGAUCAAGAUGUACUUAAAAUGUUGGAGCCUGAUAGUGUGUCACCUGAAAUGAAUAGAAAGAAACCUUGUAGGAGAGAAGCAAGAUCGUGUAGUAGAAAGCUUGAUCUAAACAAGUCUAUGAACCCUGAUUAUGAGCAGUCACAAGUGUUAGAUGUUGAUGAAGGCCAUGAUUACUCAAAGAGUAUUCUACCAUUUAUAAGGUCACAAGAGGAUUACUCACUUUAUGUUGAUUAUGAUGCUGAGUUUAAUGUUCAAACUUCAUUUGAAAAACAACCAGAAGUGGAUUAUCUAAAGGGUAUGGUGAGUGAUGAUAGUGGAGAGGCUUUCUACUCUGAGAGUGGCCAUGGUUCUGAGGAUAGUGGAGAUGAUUUUGAUGAUAGUGAAUACAAUGUGGAUGAGUAUAACAUACAAUUUGAUGUAGAUUUAGACAUGAGUGAAUUCCAUAAUGCUGUUGAUGUAGAUGAACAUGGAAUCUUGAACAAUCAUUCAAAAGAUGAUGGAUUUGGAGUGGUUGAUGAUGAGUUGGAAGUUAUUGCCACUGAUGAUUAUCAAUUUGCAGGAUUUCAUGAAGAUGAUAGGAAGAGACUGCUAAAAGAGUUGAGUAAGUCAAGUACAUGCUCACAUGGAGAGGUUCAUGUUAAACCAUUUCAGAUUGGUCAGGUCUUCAAAACCAAAUUUGAUGUUAAAAACUACAUGAACUCACAUGCUGUAGCAACAAGGAGGUCUUUAUACCUAGCAAAAAAUGACAAAAUCCGGAUUAGGGUGAAAUGUAAAGGUGUUGUAAGUAAGCCUUCUACAGGAGUUGAUGGUGUUGGGCCCUCAACCAGAAGUAGGGAAAAGUGCAAGGGUAAAGAUGUAAUUGCCAAUAAAGUACAGGAUGAGCAUAAAUGUUUGCAAACAAGGGCGGUUAAAGCUUGCACUUCCAGAUACGUAGCAAACUUAAUUGUUCAACAAAUACAGAGUAACCCUAAAAUUCCAGUGAAAGCUUUACACGAAGACUUGUGCAAGAAAAUGGAGGUAGGAAUGUCAUUGCAAAAGGUUGCUAGGGCAAAGUCAAUGGCUGAGCAUAUCAUUAGUGGGGACUACCAAGUGUUAGGAUUCAAAUCUGGAUUAAGAGAUUUUCUAGGUCUGGAUGGUACUUUCAUGAAGGGCCCUUACCUUGGGCAAGUGUUAACUGCUGUAGGGUUGGACUCAAACAAUGGCAUAUACCCUGUAGCAUAUGCAGUGGUAGAGACAGAAUCAACAAGUAGUUGGACCUGGUUCUUGGAACUAUUAGGAAAAGAUCUGGAUCUGGGACCAAAUUCAAACUUUACCUUCAUUUCAGAUAGACAAAAGGGAAUAAUACCAGCAAUGGAGAAGGUAUUCCCUAGUGCAGAACACAGGUUCUGUUUGAGGCAUAUCCAGGAAAACAUGAAGAAACAAUGGAAAGGAAAAGACUUAAGUGACCAGCUUUGGGAGUGUGGUAGAGCAACAACAGUCAAUCAUUUUAACAAAGCAAUGGAUGAGUUGAAGAAGAUCAAUGCAGAGGCUCAUGGCUGGGUGUCUAAGAUCCCAGCAAACACUUGGGCUAAAUCUCACUUUAGUGGAACGGCACAUACUGAUUGUUUGUUGAAUAACCUUUGUGAGAUUAAGGCCGAUGCAUCAAAGUAUGUGGCUAAAUACAAUGGGGCAGGGAAGUACCAAGUGGCAAGCACAUGGAAAGACCAAUAUGUGGUAAACUUGAAUGAUCAAAGUUGCAGUUGUAGGUUUUGGGAGAUUACAGGUUUCCCAUGUAGACAUGUUGUUUGUGCUAUAUGGGACAAAAUUGAAAAUGGUGAAAAUGCCCCACAUGUUGAUGAAUGGGUCCAUCCUUGCUAUAGGUUAUCAACAUGGAAAGCCAUGUAUUUCAACAAAAUUGAUCCAUUGAAUGGACGUACAAUGUGGCCUAAAAGUGACUGCCCAUUCACUUUACUUCCACCAAAACAUAAGACACAAGUUGGGAGGCCUAAGAAGAAGAGAAGGAGGGGUGUUGAUGAGCAAACCAGCCAAGCUGGUAGAUUGAGCAGGAAAUAUUUGGCAGUCACUUGUUCAAAGUGUCAUAACAAAGGGCACAAUUCCAGAACAUGUAAAGGGCAGGGAGGCAGUGGUGAAGUUGGAGGGGGCUGA